AGUUGGCACUCUUACACCGAGACUCGCUAGUUCGAAUUAUUAUGACAUGUAAACGAGAGUAAUAUCGAAGGUGUUGAUAAAUUGGAAGCUUCGAUAAAUGCAAGUAUUGAUUUCGAUAUUUAAUCAGUAACUACAGAUAUUUUAGUCAACGACUAUACGUACGUAACUAUAAGUUAUCGCGCGAACGACUCUGCUAGGUUACAUGCUAAUGAAAAUGAUGAAAAAUCGUAUUGAUGGUCAUCGUUUGGCGCAAAAUGUUGGAGAAUUAGUAAUUCUACUCGGAACUGUUGGAAAAAAAAGUUCAAAUGGUAAAAAUAUAGAGUUAAAGACUACCGAUGGUGUAGCGGUUAAUGUUACCUUACCAGAACCUAUCGAUAGUAACGUUGAAGGUUAUAUAGAAGUUCACGGUACUUUAAAUUCAAAGUCUACAAUGGCAUGCAGUAGUUACAUAUUAUUUCCAUCCAGUAUGACAGAAGAUUUUGAUUCUGAUCACUAUAACGAAGCGUUAUCUCUACUAAAUGUAUUAGGACCAAGAAAAUGGAAGAUAUCGGAAGACGAUACAGGAUUGUAAAUUGUUACAUCGUUCGCUGUAAACUUUUUUUAUAAGAAUACAAUUAUCAUACAUACUGUACAAUUAUUACAUUUAUUAAUAUUCAUACAUUUUCUUUUUAUAAUAAAAUUAAACGGUACUGCAACAUUUA
Megachile rotundata (alfalfa leafcutting bee) is the source of this 701-nucleotide messenger RNA. Its product is annotated as replication protein A 14 kDa subunit. Gene Ontology annotation, molecular function: single-stranded DNA binding; damaged DNA binding. Gene Ontology annotation, cellular component: nucleus; DNA replication factor A complex; site of double-strand break. NCBI's taxonomy places the organism in Eukaryota, Metazoa, Arthropoda, Insecta, Hymenoptera, Megachilidae. The record is from RefSeq and is a predicted model, not a curated record. Gene Ontology annotation, biological process: DNA replication; nucleotide-excision repair; mismatch repair.